This is a messenger RNA of Trypanosoma theileri, 948 nucleotides long. RefSeq lists its product as uncharacterized. The transcript has a single exon. NCBI's taxonomy places the organism in Eukaryota, Euglenozoa, Kinetoplastea, Trypanosomatida, Trypanosomatidae. The record is from RefSeq and is a predicted model, not a curated record. The coding region runs from base 1 to 948 and encodes 315 amino acids.
AUGAAGCCUUGGUCUAUUUAUAUAGUCUUUGUUCUUCUUUUUAGUUAUUCUCUUUCUGUUAGCAGAGCUGAGAGCUCAAGUGCACAGUGUCCAUUGAGCUGCGAUACGGUUAAUGAAUGGUGCUCAAAUACUUUUGGGGCUGGUGGAAACGUUUCAUCACGUAAUUGUGGGAAUUCCUCAUUUGAAUGUACUUGCAAUGGUAUUUCAGGGAUAGUUGUAACUAGGGGUGUUGAUUUAUGUACAUGGGACAACAAUUUUGAUCAAAGUGAUCCUAAUAGUUCUUUGUGUUUUCCCUACACGGCGUUGUGCCCUACUAGUUGUGAUAAUAUUACUCUUUGGACUCAACACUGUGUAGAAGACAUUACUUGUAUUACAGAAAAUGAUGGAUUUGUGUUUAAUUGUACAACAUGUGCAGGACGCACUUAUUCCAUUAAAGGUAACCAAGAAUCAUGUAAAAAAGAUUACAGUAGUGAAAUAGCUUGUGACCCUGCCAUAACAUGUAAUGGAAAUGGCUGUUGCACCAAACCAGGUACUUCUUUAGAAGAAUGUGCCUGUUUUCAUGAUCCUAUAAAAGGUUUUUGGGCACAACCCUUUUGCAGUAAUUGCGAUCCCGCAUAUGAACCAGGAAAAGAUCACUGUACGAAGCCGAGACCUGUCAUUCAGAAGAUUCUCUCUUCUAUAGGAAGCACAUGGACGAUGGUGUUGCCUAACUUGGCUGUAUUAUUUUUGUUUGUGGUACUUGGCGUGAUUCGUGGUGAGUGUGAGUCCGAUCGGGGCUUUCAAUCUACGGCACUGCGAAAAACUGGAUUGUCUGCCGUGCAAGUGGCACGACGACACCAGCGUGGUUUGUUCCACUCAAAAUAUAUUCCCAAACGACCAGCUAAAAGCCGUUGUUUCCUCAAUGAAGAAGAGGACCAAACACAUUUUCGUGGACCAUCAGCCUACUGA